AACUUCAAGAAUGAUAUCAUCAUAUCAUAUCCUCAAAAAAAUGGGAACUAAAACAACUUCCUUUUCCUUUCUGUUCCCGAUCUCAGUUCUUCUAAUAUUCAUCAGCCUCUUCACAAUCAUCACACAAACGAGUACUGGUAGUGCCGAGCCACUCUACACCAACUCGCGGUGGAUAGUGGACGAGGGCGGGCGGAGAGUGAAGCUGGCGUGCGUGAACUGGGUGUCGCAUCUGGAGCCGGUGGUGGCCGAGGGCCUAAGCAAGCAGCCACUCGACGUCAUCGCCGCCCAAAUCUCGGCGCUCGGUUUCAACUGCGUACGCCUCACGUGGCCGAUCUACUUGGCCACCAAUGACUCCCUGGCCUCCCUCACCGUCCGAGACUCCUUCCAGAGGCUCGGCCUCGAAGAAUCCAUCGCCGGCCUCCAGACCUAUAACCCCUCCAUCGUCGAUCUCUCUCUCAUCCAAGCUUACCAGGCUGUGGUGAGUAGCCUUGGCAGCAAAAAUGUGAUGGUAGUCCUGGAUAACCAUGUGACCAAGCCCGGUUGGUGUUGCAGCAACUUUGAUGGCAAUGGUUUCUUUGGCGACCAGUACUUCGAUCCAGACCUCUGGAUUAAAGGCCUUACUCACAUGGCCACAUUGUUCAAGGGCGUGCAGAAUGUCAUUGGCAUGAGCUUGAGGAACGAGCUCCGAGGCCCUAAGCAGAACGUAAACGAUUGGUUCAAGUACAUGCAAAGAGGAGCUGAGGCAGUCCACUCGGCAAAUCCAGAUGUUCUUGUUAUUCUCUCUGGUCUUUCAUACGACACAGACUUGUCAUUCCUGAGCAAUCGGGCAGUGGACCUCACAUUUUCGGGGAAAUUGGUCUUUGAGCUCCACUGGUAUGGGUUCUCUGACGGGAGCGCAUGGGUGAGUGGCAACCCGAACCAAGUGUGCAGCAUGGUGGCCAACAACGUGAAAAGAAAAGCAGGAUUCUUGUUGGACAAGGGAUGGCCAUUGUUUGUGAGUGAGUUUGGUGUGGACCAAAGAGGCACCAAUGUGAAUGACAACAGGUACUUAAAUUGCUUCUUAGCUGUAGCAGCUGAGCUUGAUUUGGAUUGGGCUCUUUGGACACUGGUUGGAAGCUAUUACUUUAGGCAAGGGGUUGUGGGGAUGAAUGAGUAUUAUGGAGUCUUGAACUGGGACUGGAAUGAGAUAAGAAAUGCAAGUGUCUUACAGAAGAUCUCUGCCAUACAAUACCCUUUUCAAGGGCCUGGUUUAGCAGAAACCAGGAAGCACAAAAUCAUCUUCCACCCGUCGACAGGUCUCUGUGUCGUACGAAAAUCAUUCACUGAUGCAUUGACAUUAGGUCCUUGCUCCAAGUCUGAUGGCUGGUACUAUACACCCCAGAAGAUAUUGGAAAUCAAAGGGACAUAUUUCUGUUUACAAGUAGAUGAUGUUGGGAAGCCAGCUCGGCUUGGCAUAAUUUGCAUGGAGUCUGAUUCAAAAUGGGAAAUCAUCUCAGAUUCUAAGCUGCACCUCGCAGCCAAGACCAGCAGCGGCACUACUGUUUGCCUAGACGUUGAUUCGAACAAUGUUGUUGUAACGAACUUGUGUAAAUGCUUAAGCAGAGAUAGUUCCUGUGACCCGGGAAGCCAAUGGUUCCAGCUUGUUGACACCACGAGAAGACCAAGGUUGGAUUCUUCCACUAAGAUCAAAUCGGUCUUGGAAUUGGGAAUUGCCCGGUAAAGAUUUCGAAUGGAAGUCUUUGACCACGGCAUGAGAUAAAGCAGCAAACGAAGCAACUAGACAGGGGAUUCGGAACUAAAAAAGCCUGGAGACCAAAAAAGAAAAAAACACGAAGUUCUUUGAUAUACAGGUACAAAUAAUCCAAAAAGAUAUACAAGAAAAAGCAAUUUUAUAUGCUAUUUAGCUAAAGAAAAGUGUGUGAGAUAAAAUUAGAAGGAACUAGGAAGGUUUACCUCUUUCUAUAUGUUUUGUAAAGCAAAAGAUGUAUUGUUUGGCUCUUGAGCUUCUCGAGUAAAACAGUUCAUUGUUGUGUAACGUUCAGUCAAUUGCACAAACAUACUCAUUUACUGAAUUUCAAUAAUACACGCAACAAUCAAAAA
This is a messenger RNA of Morus notabilis, 2100 nucleotides long. RefSeq lists its product as uncharacterized. Bases 11 to 1720 code for a protein of 569 amino acids. The record is from RefSeq and is a predicted model, not a curated record. The transcript is spliced from 4 exons. NCBI's taxonomy places the organism in Eukaryota, Viridiplantae, Streptophyta, Magnoliopsida, Rosales, Moraceae. Gene Ontology annotation, molecular function: hydrolase activity, hydrolyzing O-glycosyl compounds.